Biomphalaria glabrata is the source of this 3433-nucleotide messenger RNA. Its product is annotated as probable aminopeptidase NPEPL1. The record is from RefSeq and is a predicted model, not a curated record. NCBI's taxonomy places the organism in Eukaryota, Metazoa, Mollusca, Gastropoda, Planorbidae. Gene Ontology annotation, molecular function: manganese ion binding; metalloaminopeptidase activity. The transcript is spliced from 13 exons. Gene Ontology annotation, biological process: proteolysis. Gene Ontology annotation, cellular component: cytoplasm. The coding region runs from base 148 to 1716 and encodes 522 amino acids.
UGUAAUUUGAGCUACAUCUAGGCUGAAAUAAUAGAUUCUAGACUCUAGAUUAGUUUUAGAUCAUCUAGUUCUAGAAGUCUAGACUCUAGUCUAAUGCUCAAGAUCUAUUACCAAUCAAUUUAGAUCUGGACUCUGACUUGAAAAAAAAUGGCAGCGUUAGAGUUUUCAGGCACUCUGGAACCCUCAGAUCCCAUUGAGAAUGCAGUUUUAAUUAUUGGACAACUGAAGCAUUUGUCUAAACUUCGAUUUGAGGACAUUCAAUGCAAGUUUGGUUCUCGUGUUGAUGCUGAGACUUUCAGUGCAUGUGUCAGCAGCCUCCACCCAUCCCCCACUGACCAAUGCUCACUGUGGUUGAACAGCGCAACAAUAGCGGCCUUGCCCCUGAAAUGUAGCCGCCACAAUACCCCGUCUCGUUGUCAUUCACUAACCAAACUUGUGAAAAGUGGCCUCGCUGGAGGUCAGGAAUAUAUUGUUAUUGUGUGUGAACGAGAAAAUGCGUUUGCUUCAGGAUUGGCUGUGGCUAGAGCUCUUCCGUUAUACUCAGCCAAAUCAGGAUCCCAUAACAACACUGCCAGGAAGGUAACAGUUGAGUUCAUUGUCAUGGAGGGCGACCAGAUAGUGACGCUGUCUAAAGAAGAGUUGGAUUGUGUCAGGUCUGUUGCUGAUGGUGUCAGACUGGCUGCUAAAAUUGUGGAUAUGCCAUGUAGUGAGAUGAAUGUUGAUCAUUUUCUACAGGAAAUUAUUGAAGUCGGCAGACAACUGGGAAUAACUCCAAAGAUAAUUUCAGGGGAGGAACUUGCUCACAAAGGAUUUGGAGGCAUCUAUGGUGUUGGUAAAGCUGCAGUGGUUCCCCCUGCAUUGGCCGUGCUGAGUCAUGUUGUUCCCAACUCCACCGAAACAAUUGCUUGGGUUGGUAAAGGAAUAGUUUAUGAUACUGGUGGCCUGUGUAUAAAGACCAAGACUGGUAUGUGUGGAAUGAAACGAGAUUGUGGGGGAGCAGCCGCAAUAUUAGGAGCUUUCAAGGCUGCUGUCAAAUUGGGCUUCAGUGAGACUCUACAUGCUGUGUUUUGUUUAGCUGACAAUGCUGUGGGCCCUCUGGCUCAACGACCAGAUGAUAUUGUUUAUAUGUACUCUGGGCGUACGGUUGAAAUCAACAAUACUGAUGCUGAAGGCAGGCUUGUUCUUGCUGAUGGGGUAGCCUAUGCUGUAAAAGAUUUACGAAGUGACAUUAUUGUAGAUAUGGCUACACUCACAGGAGCUCAGGGUAUCGCCACAGGCAAGUACCAUGCAAGUAUUUUAACCAACAAUGACAAACUGGAGGAACUCUGUGUCAAAGUUGGCCGCUCCAGCGGAGACCUGGUCCAUCCUGUUCCAUUUACACCUGAGCUACAUUUACCAGAGUUUUCUAGUGCGAUAGCUGACAUGAAGAAUUCUGUGGCUGACAGAGGCAAUGCUCAAGUGUCGUGUGCCGGUUUGUUCAUCAUGUCCCACCUCGGACAAGAUUAUCCUGGUGCUUGGUUACACGUGGACAUAGCCUCCCCUGUUUAUUCCGGGGAAAGAGCUACAGGCUAUGGUGUCGGUCUACUCACUGCCUUCUUUGGGGACCGCUCCCUCAACCCAUUGCUACGUCUGGUAGGCCCUAAUGGUCUGGUCAACAAUGGUACAGCUAUGGAGGAGGAUGAAGAAGAUGGACCUAAAAGAUUAAAGUUGAACUGAGGGAGCUACAAACUCGGUCAUUGGCAGACUAGCAAUUCAAUUUCAUAUUGAAAUAGGGAAGAAAGUUACUUGCACUUAGUUUGACUUUUUUUUUUUCCUGACAGUGUAGUUGUGUGCAUUUCACACUGUUCGGUUCACUUCAUGUGAAUUUAAUUCAUGGUCAGCUCUUUAUCCAAUGUGAGCUUGUGUCAUUCUUAGGCACUUCAUUAUUUGUUCUAUCACCUUGUGUAAUUAAUCAUUAGCACUACUUUGUAUAUGACAUUAUGUAUGACACAACAGGCUCUUGAAUACAGUAUUGAAUGCCAGCUUUAAUCACUUCUAAAGUAAGGCUCUUCACAGAUUUGGGAGACUUUGAAAUCAUAUUUUUUAAAGUUUUUCUUUUCUUUCAGACUUUUUUUAAUUUGUUAACUUUCAAAAGAGAUUUAGUGAAGAAUCUCUUUUAACUACGGAAAAACAACGUCAGAGAAGAUAAAUAGUUGCAGGACCAUAUGGUUUAGAAUUGUCACUCAUUUCAGUAGGUUAGGUUCCCUGAUACCGUCCAGUUCUAAAGGCUUUAAUUAAUUUAAACUUUUUAAUCUACCACAGGGUAACAGAAAACAGUUCAAUUUAUUUACGCUAUAGAUCAUUACAUUUUUUAAAGAAAGGAAUUCAUUUCUACUUGUCAUAAUUCAAACUAUAAGAAAAUUACAUUUAACAGCAAUUUUUUUAAAAGUCACUUUUAUUGAAUUUCAUUAGUGAUGUAAUUUUGUGUAUCAAGCCACUGUCAAAGAUUCCAUUAUAAUAGUGUACAAUGUUGCAUUGUAGGUUUUAAAUUUAUUUUUAUUUUUUCUUUGUAUUUUUCAUUUGGUCUAAGAGUUUGAUUCUUGGUACAAGUUUGUUUUCUUGUUUUGUCUACAAAAAUUAUUUUUUUUUAUAUUCAUUCCUACAUCGACCUACGACUGUUGACUAGUAUUAUGUAGCUAUAACUCACUAUAUAGUUCACUGCCAGUGGAAUAUUUUUGGGGAUGAGUAAGUAUGUAUUUUUUUUUUCUACUUAAAAGUGCACAGACCCAACUGUUACGAUCAAUGUCCUCACCCCAUUAUCUCCAAGUUUGUUUUUUAACAUGUUAGGCGACAAAACUUGAACAUUUUCUCAUAAAUUGGAUUAAUAACAAGCUAAGUCUAAAAAAUACUUUAAAAAAAACAAAGCUUAUAUUGAGUGAAAGGAGAUCACUGUUCACUUGCUACCAUAUCUCUCAAUAUUGCAAUUGUGAGAACAGAGUUAGUUAAUAUAAGCUUUGUAAUAAAAAUACUUUUAUUUUUGUACACACUAUGUAAGACUAGCUUUUUCGGGAGGGGGUAUAAAUAGUGAGUAGGAUCUAAGUUGACAAAGUAUCACCAUGGUGGUACCGUAAUACAUGUAUUUUAAAAGCAAUACACUGAAGAAAGAAAAUGUAUUGAGGAGAUGUGAGUCAUGACUUUGUUGCUACUUUUAAAAUGUGUGUUUCUUUAUGGGCAUUGUAUUAAUCCUUCACAUUUAUUUCAAAGGAAAAUGAUAAAUGUAACUUUUUUCUUUCUUUCUUUUUUUUUUUUUAUAUAUCAUUUUGUGGCUUUAUGUAGUACUGUGUUUUUAAUUUGAUUUAUUUGAGACUCUAGACUGAUUUUUUUUAUUGUUGUUCUUAGUAUGAGCUUUGAUUUAUUGAACUGCAAAAGAAAAAUUAAAAUACAUUUUUUUAAA